Molecule: messenger RNA, 603 nt
Organism: Astrephomene gubernaculifera
Lineage: Eukaryota; Viridiplantae; Chlorophyta; Chlorophyceae; Chlamydomonadales; Astrephomenaceae
Source: the annotation of a GenBank genome assembly
GGAGAAACCUAAUGGCAAACACAUAACUUGCAUCGCCCAAUUUAGCCAAAAUGGCUUUUCCUUUGCAUGAUGCGGCUCGUGCCGGUAACCUCCAAACAGUUCAUGAACUUCUUGUACAGCAAGCGGAUGUAAACCAGCGAGAUAAGCUGCAUCGAACCCCGCUUCACAUUGCAGCCUGGGCCGGUCAUACGGAGGUACUCAAAGUGCUGCUCGCACAUGGGUCCCAGGUCGGGGCAGCGGCGGUGGACGACAUGAAUGCGCUGCACUUCGCUGCGCAAAAGGGCCACGCGGAAUGUGUGCGCCAUCUGCUCAACGCAGGCCUCUACAUGGACUCCCGCACCCGCAAGGGCUUCACGCCGCUCCACUUCGCGGCGCAGGCAGGCCACGCCGGGGUGGUGGAGCUGCUGCUGCGCCGCCACGCCAGCCCCUCCGCCGCCACCCGUCGCAAUGAGACGCCGCUGAAGCUGGCCAAAGACCCCGAGGUGGUGGCCAUGCUCCAAGCAGCUCUGGAGCACCACCAGCGGACCCGACAGCAGCAGGGCCGCGCAGCAGCACCAGCGGAAGCGGCGGCGGGCGAGGAGGGCGGUGAGGCUGCGGAGGGGG